This is a messenger RNA of Ictalurus furcatus (blue catfish), 2368 nucleotides long. RefSeq names its product caudal type homeobox 1a (gene cdx1a). The coding region runs from base 945 to 1934 and encodes 329 amino acids. Gene Ontology annotation, molecular function: DNA-binding transcription factor activity, RNA polymerase II-specific; RNA polymerase II transcription regulatory region sequence-specific DNA binding. The transcript has 4 exons. The record is from RefSeq and is a predicted model, not a curated record. Gene Ontology annotation, biological process: cell differentiation; animal organ morphogenesis; regulation of transcription by RNA polymerase II. NCBI's taxonomy places the organism in Eukaryota, Metazoa, Chordata, Actinopteri, Siluriformes, Ictaluridae. Gene Ontology annotation, cellular component: nucleus.
CUGAAAAUCUUUUCAAUAUACAUUUCACGUGACCUCCAUCCAUCCUUCCAUCCAUCCAUCCAUUUUACAUACUGCUUAUCGUACACAGGUUUGCGGGAGAGCAUGGAGCCUAUCCCAGGGAACUAGAUCAGCCUAUAAAGCAUGUCUUUGGACUGAGGGAGGAAACUAGAGUACCUAGAGGAAACCCCCAAAGCACAGGGAGAACAUGCAAACUCCACACACAAAGGGCAGAGGCAGGAUUUGAACCCCCAACCCUGGAGGUGUGAGACAACCACCACACCGCCUUUUCACAGGACCUAUUUGUUUAAAAAUAAAUACACAAGUUGACUCCCAGAAUUCACCUAAAAUAGCUGAUUCAAAGAGUCGACUCAUUGGCAAACAAACACAUUACUACAUGCACAAGCAUGCACAGAGUGUGUGUGUGUGUGUAUGUGUGUGUGGGGGUGUGUGCGUGUGUGUAAGUGUAUAUGUGUGUCCAUUCACAUGCAAGAGAAAGAGUGUGUGUAUGGAUUUGUUUGUGUCAGUCCAGUGAUAUGCUGAAUGUUCUUGCUUCCAUAUUUAUCAGAUAAAUAGUUUCUGAUUCUGAACAGUUGUUAUGAUUCUGUUGAGUGCUUUUGAACUGCACCCAUAACCACAACAGCUCAUAAGGAAACUCAUUAAUGGAUGUAUAAGCAUUAGCCUUGUUUACCAACGCCUCUUUAGAAAUGUAACUGAAAGCCCUGCUCAUGGUUUAUGCUCUCACAGACCAAGCCCUCUGAUACACGUAAUGCAAUCUUGACCAGAAUUAGCGCGCUCUUCUGAAAUGACCCAACCUCGAAAUGCACAUUUACUGUCUGAAGGAGGGAAAUGUGCCUUUUUAUGAGGCACAGUUUCUGUUCCAUGAGUUCUUUUUUAAAGCAUCUGCGGUUUGGAUCGUAUGAGCAGAUGUUGAAAAUACACGCAGGAUGAAACUGUACCUCUGCACAGCUGUCACGUGGACGUCUGAAGCCGCAACUCUACUCAUAAAGCAGCUCAGGUACUUACCAAACACGACGUCAUCAGCUGUGUGGCCGACAGGUGAGCUUUACCAGGAAGGUGAGUGUUUAGUUAAAGUAAAACUCGCCUUUGCCCCGCGGCGGCUGACAGCAGGCUCCGGGGGCCAUUAUGCACCAGGCAGUCAGCUUGCCAGGAUGUCCGUGAGCUACCUGUUGGAAAGGGACGGCGGCGCGAUGUAUGGUAACCCCACGCGGCACGUCAACCUCGGCUACAGCCACCAGAACGUGUACCCGUCGCCGCCGUACUCGGACUAUACCGGCUACCAUCACGUCUCCGCCGUGGGGAACGAGCACCAUCACGGAGCCCAGAGCGGCGGCGCGUGGAAUCCCGUUUACGCGCCUGCACACGACGAGUGGUCGCUGUACGCGCACGGGGCCACGCACGCGCCCUUCCCGAGCCUCGGACCAGUGAACGCGGGGAACGUCAGCGGCCUGGUGGCGCCACAGGAGCAGCGCAGUUUACCGAGUGUCGCCGGUCCUCCUCAGCUGUCCCCUCUGUCUGAGAGGGACCAGGCCGAGUGGACGAGACGCGCAGGACCACCCGCGAGCACAGGAGGGAAGACGAGGACGAAGGACAAGUACAGGGUGGUGUACAGUGACCUCCAGCGCCUGGAGCUCGAGAAGGAAUUCCACUUCAGCCGCUACAUCACCAUCAGGCGGAAGGCUGAGCUCGCUGUGGCUCUCAACCUCUCUGAACGCCAGGUAAAGAUCUGGUUUCAGAACAGACGUGCCAAAGAGAGGAAGCUGAACAGGAAGAAGAUUCAGCAGUCGCAGCAGGCCUCCACCACUACAGCCACUCCACCAGCCAUUGAUAUCCAUGCGAACACUGCUAUAGUCGCGAGCGCCAGCGGCAGCUUGUUGACAGAUACGUUAUCUACAGCUAUUAAAGAAGAAUACUAAAAACUGCUGAUAGCAGAGUUGGAACAUGCAAUGUGGACGUUAAACUAAAGAAACCAAACGUUUACACUACACUCUCAGUGAUAUCACUAAAAACACAUGAAAAUUUACUACACAAGUAAUAAUAAAUGAAGCACAGUAUUUUAAUUACUUUUCAGUUAUAACAGAAAUUGUCAUCAUGAUUAAGGAGUAGCAUAAGCUUCCAGGAUCUGCAGCUGUUUUAAAGCUCUCGACAGUUAUUGAUUAUGUACCUUUUUGGACAGUUUGGUCUAUAUUUGAAAUGUUGUUUGAACUGUAUGUGUGAAGUGUUUUGUAAUGUGUGCCAAACCAGUGAGACUAUUAACUAUUUGAAACAAGUAAAUAAACUAUAAAUAUGAUGAUAAAUAUGAUACAACAAUCUUUGUAUGCAGAAUAAAAAGUCAAUAUUGUAAAACAUA